AAAGGAAGGGCAGCGAGAAGGAGGGAGUGGAGCGAUGGAAGGGCAGGGAUGGAAGAGGGAAGAGGGGGAGGACUCUUGGUGAUCUCUCCUGAAGGGGAUAAUGGGAGAGGAGCGCAUUGCAAUGGCUGCCAUGUAGUACCCUCCCUGCACAAUUAGCCAAUCAGCAGCGCGCUCUGCCAGCCAGGAGGACGCAUAAAAGAAGAACAUUGCAGCAGAGGCACAGAAGGAGACUGCGAGGAGCAAGGAAUUACACACAAAAACAGCAGAACCAGAACACCCUCCCCUGGACACACCCUGCUGAGGAUCACUGCUUCUCUUUUUUUUCUGAACCGUCGCCCACGCCACUCGGAGAGAACACUCUCCCACAUCAUCAUCCAGUAGAAAACCCCUUUCUCCUCAUUUUCAUCCUAUAGAGGACACCUACAAUCUCGGAGGGCUGAGAUCCCUUGGAGAAGAUUGUAUUUUUUUCAUUUUUUUCUUUUUUUUUCUUUUAAUUUUGACUCCUGACACAACGCCGGGGCCACACAGUAUAAAGGCCGAAGAGCAUAUUGUGACUCAGACUUCAGCUCCAAGACCAGUGCAAAGAAGGACCUAGAUUUCUUUCAUUGUACGUCAAGAAUGGUUACUCAGAUAAUCAGCACCAUGGAAACCCAGGUGUCCAACGGUCCAAGCGGAACCAGUCUGCCCAACGGCCCAGUGAUCAGUACAAACGGCUCGACGGACGACAGCAAAACCAACCUGAUCGUCAACUAUCUGCCUCAGAACAUGACCCAGGAAGAAUUCAAAAGUUUGUUCGGUAGCAUCGGAGAGAUCGAGUCCUGCAAGCUAGUCAGAGACAAGAUAACAGGUCAGAGUUUGGGAUAUGGUUUUGUAAACUACGUGGACCCAAAUGAUGCAGACAAGGCCAUCAACACGCUCAACGGCCUCAAACUGCAGACUAAAACAAUCAAGGUAUCAUACGCCCGGCCGAGCUCGGCUUCCAUUCGUGAUGCCAACCUUUAUGUGAGCGGACUCCCCAAAACCAUGAGCCAGAAGGACAUGGAGCAGCUGUUCUCUCAAUACGGUCGCAUCAUCACAUCUCGCAUCCUAGUGGACCAAGUUACAGCAGGCAUAUCACGAGGAGUGGGAUUCAUCCGGUUUGACAAACGAAACGAAGCAGAGGAGGCCAUCAAAGGACUGAACGGACAGAAGCCUCUAGGUGCGGCCGAGCCCAUCACUGUCAAGUUCGCCAACAACCCGAGCCAGAAGACAGGGCAGGCCUUACUGACUCAGCUGUACCAGACUGCUGCCCGGCGCUACACGGGACCACUGCACCACCAGACUCAGCGCUUCAGUGUAAUCCCUUCAGUUGGAAAGGGACCAGAUCCAAAUAACAGCUCAAAACCAAUACUCGACAAUUUACUAAACGCCAGCUACGGAGUCAAGAGUUCUCCCACUCUCUUCCCCAGAUUCUCGCCCAUCACCAUUGACAGCAUGACCAGCCUGGCCGGGGUCAACCUCACCGGUCCAACCGGAGCCGGCUGGUGCAUCUUCGUGUACAACUUGUCCCCUGAGGCGGACGAGAGCGUCCUGUGGCAGCUCUUCGGGCCUUUCGGCGCCGUCACCAACGUCAAGGUCAUCCGUGACUUCACCACCAACAAAUGUAAGGGCUUUGGCUUCGUCACCAUGACCAACUACGACGAGGCCGCCAUGGCCAUCGCUAGCCUUAACGGCUACCGCCUGGGCGACCGCGUGCUGCAGGUUUCCUUCAAGACCAGCAAGCAGCACAAGGCCUGAGGGGAAGAGAGAGGCUGCUGCUACCAGCUCCUUCGACCUGCGGGGAGAGUCGACCUGAGCUCCCUGCGCCAUCACUCUACAUGGGCCUGGACUGAGUCUCUCUCUGACAUAUUCUCACACUAAUUCAUAAAAAAGAAAAGGAAAAAAAAAAAAUGGAACACACAGACAUGCAGACGCACACAUGCACGCAGACAAACGACACAAACAUACCCAUACACGAGUCAGAGUUUCAAGCAAACACACUAGUGGAGUUUUUCUUUUCUCUUUACACAACAUGCUAGUCCUUCCCUGUAUUUGCCUGGAUUGAAUUAGAAGGGGCACGUAGCUGGUUUGUUGGGUAGGGGCAAGAGCUAUCUAUUUAGGAGACAGUCUAACGAAUGUGACAGAGAAUGUGUACCGAGUGCUUUGAUUGAAUUCAGGCAAAUAACGACAACUGAUGAACAAAAUGAUCAAAAAUUCAAGUGAACGAAUAUGUGCAAUUUACCCAAACUCUUACCCCACCAUCUCUCCUAUUAUCUUGCUGGAGAGGAUGUAGUCACUUUUUUUACACUUGGGCAUUUUGAAUCAGCGAUUUUUUUAGAUCAAAGAAAAAUGAAGUUAAAAAACAGUGUUCUCUUAUAUACGUCUAUUAAAAUAUAACUAUAUAUUCAAUAUUUAAAGUGGUUAUAAUAGCCGAGUAUGUAAGCAUUUUCUAGAAACUUUGACUACUGUUUCCUGACCUGCAUUAGGUGGUGCCUAGCGUAAAAAGGCAGUUUCUCUACCCUAUAUGAGCUUUAGCUCAGAACCCAAUAUGAUUUGAGUUACAAAAACGAAUACUGGUCACAGAACAGAGUAGUCCGAAGGCCAUCAAAAUCACUCCUCCCCUCACAGUCUCACCACGAACAACACUACACGACGUACGUAUCACAGAACCACAAUUCAGCGACUAGAAGACUUACACGUAUUUAGUCCACUGAAGCUGUAUUUUUUCUAAUCGAUCCUCAAGAUGAAUUUAGUACACGCAGACUGUCUGUGAACUUAGAACAGAGAGGCAGCGCUCCCAUGGUGACAGCGUUCAUUAGCAAUUCUCCGGUGGGCGAGAGUGAUGAGUGUGAGGGGAAAACCUGUUUCCACAUAACAUAGUCGCAGGAAAAUACCGGUGUUUUUUUUUUUUUUCUUCCACCACUUUUUGCACCAUUUUCUCAUUGCAUUUUACAUCAUCCACGGCCAUAGCGUGGCGUGAGAUGCUGUCAGCUGAUGGGAAUGUCAAGCGAGAUCCAGACAAGAUGUCCGAUUUCUGAUCACGAGCCAAGUAGCUGCGAACUGUAACUACGAGAAAGUUGUCCAACGCCACACCCAUGGUCUAGGCAACACUCCAGGCAGACGGGCACACACGAGCAAAAAAAAAAAAAAAAAAAAAAAAAUCAAGAGCACCGGUAUUAUUCUCCAGUCUAGUGCGGAUAGAGUUCACAUUUCAGCUGAAUCCAUGGGAUCUACAGGAACAUGUACAGAGCAUACAUAUGUAGAGGACCGCAGUUCUCAAUGAGUGAACAUUUAAAACACUUAUGUCUGUGAGAGACGAUAUCUGGCGAUGUAGAAACUCUAACUCGUCCGUUGAGGAGAAACAUUACGGACUCCUCCGACGACUUUGCCAAAUGCUCCAGUUUUACUUUAAAGCCCCUCUGUUCUCUUAAAAGCAGCUUCCCAGAAACUUUAAAACUUCCGCCCCCUCAAAGAGAUGACUGUACAACAUCAAGCUCGCAGAUAAGUGUCAUAAUUAUACUUCUGUUUAGAAAACAAAAGUAUUUUUUUCCUUUCUUUUUAUUAUUCGCUUCUGAUCUGUUUGGCACCACCAUAAAAAUAGCAUUUCUAAAAUACAACACCCCCCCCUCCCACCACCACCACCUCCGACCCAACUGCAUGAGGAUUAUUUAUGGCACCAUUGAAGAAACAUUAAGGCCAACGUGUCUCUGAAAACGUCUGUUACAGCCGGGACUUUAAGACUUAUCACGGGGAGAGCCAAUGUCUUUCAAUAUCACGACAUCUGCACACGAUAAUAGACUAAAUAUACGGUCGAUUAUUUUCAAGACAUUUUUUUUGCUUUUGCUUUUCUAAAUGACGCUGUGUUAGCCAAAGAGGACGAUCUCUUUGAAAGGAUUACAUUAAAGAUAAAUCUAUUUUUAUACAUACAAAGGAAACAAGACCUUGUGCUGAAUUUUUACAGAUUCUUAAGCGUGGAAAAAAAAAAAUUGGGACAUCGCAUGGCUUUAUUUUAAAACCCUCUGAUCUUUGCAGAACAAGAGGGAAUAAGCAUGCGGUGUAUGGGUGGGGAUUACUUAGGGAAGGGGCGAAGGAGCAAUUGUCCAACCAUAUCAAAAUGAUAAAAAUCUGAUGUUACGAAAAAAAAAAAAAGAAGAAGAAAAAAUGUUGCAAUCUAACAAUUAGGGGCAUGACCUGACAGACACAUCUAUAUCUUCGAGUGCUAAGACACACUCGUAUAUCUUGUCCUGAAGUUGUGUACAGUGUUGCUUCAAUGAUGGUGCAGUGAAGUGAAGUUCUUUGACUUGAGAAUCCCAGACGAAGCUGCAGUGAGACUGGCUCAUUGCCCAGCUUGGAAAAAAAAAUAAAUAAAAAACGAAAAACUUACUAGCUGCUUGCAAAGAAACAGGUAAAACGCAGAUUCAAAACGAACACUGAGCAUGAGUCUUUAUGAUUAGAUAGAUUUGAUUCUUUUUUUUUUUUUUUUUUUUUUUUGCCAAAGAAUUGCUUUGCAAGCCAGUACCAAGAAGGAUAAAUUGAGACUAAUUAUAUUAUUCCCUGAGUAAUUGCUGUACAAAUCUAUGUUAUUUAUUAAGGACCCUCUACAAUUUCAGUUCUCAUAACUUUUAAAUAUAUUGAGUUGCGCAUAUCAUUUUGCAUUUGUACAUCUUCGAACCACUAAACCAAAAGGAAACAGAUGCGAGCGAUCCAGAUCGCGCGCAAAUGCGUCCACGCAAUGUGCACCCCCCCUCUGACAUUUGAACUACCCGCUUUGUCUUGUGACUAAUCUGUCCUUUAAAACCGUUAACGUUGCACAAUUCCCAAACACUUACACCGGAGUCCUUCGCCGUGACUCAUACAAUGUCAACCCCCUCCCUCCACAAAAAAAAUAAAAAAGUAAAUAAAUAAAUACUCUAGAUGAUUGGUGUGUCCAGAGCCAGAGCUGACCACGUAAAAGGACUAAUCUAGCCACUCUGGAGUUGAGCAAUUCGCACGAUACAGCAACGUAGGAGCAUUUUGACGAGACUAGUGACGGACGCUAGGAACGACCGCGAUAACAGGCCGCCCAUGUCUGAUGUAGUACAGUCAACCCACGAACCAACCCCCAAAUCCGUAAAAAAACAACCAUUCACACACAGUCUAUACAAAGACCUACACCGGAUGUACAGCAGAGAGCCAAGGACCAUGGCAGGAAACAGUACUACACUGCUUGAGCAACAACAAUAAUCAUUUAAAAAGACAAAAAAACUUUCCUAUGGAACAGUAAGUGCAAUGUGCUUUGUUUUUAUAUUGACUGAGAACAAAUGAUAUAUAUUUUUUAAAAAAGAAAUUAAAUGUCACACUGAAAAGGUUUGCAGAAAUAGCGAAGGGAGCAAAUGUUCAGGCAAACAUGGACAGACUCACAAAGAAAUCAAAAACGAGAGCUCUGAUCUGAGAAUUUCCAUAAUCGCUUCCUCCGCCCCCCCGCCCUCCCCCUCCCCAAUUUGUGCUCUGACCAUGCAAGCUCAAACAAACUGCAUAUCUGGCUGACUUGACCUCGAAAGGAAUACUGUCUAAUAUAUCAUCAGUUUUAGCCCGUGUCAAUUUCAAAUAUGAUUUCCUUUUCUUCCUGUAAUUUAUUGAUUUCAUUUACAUAUCAAGACUCACUUGUUAAAUUAUCGUAUUUGUGUUGUUGAUGUUGCCAUAGAGAACACACAUGGGUCAAAGAUUACGUUCGGUUGCAUUGAUUGGGUACAGUUUGUUCUUUUUUCUUCCAUUAUUUAAUUAGUUGCAGUUUUUACGGUGUAUGCAGAUUUUAGACUUAGUUAGACUUUUUUUAUUUCAAUCAAACUGUGUUCAAUUGUGUUUGUAAAGUCUGUGGUAGCUUUUGUUGCAACAUAAAAUAAUUUAAACAGAAAAAAUUCAAAAUAGCGCCAACAAACUUGUAUUAUUUGGGCGACUUUAAGCUUGUAGUUUUAACUUAUUGUUAACUUAAAAACUAUUUAUUAUGAUUAUUAUUAUUGCCUCGUAUAAAGUAUGUUUUGUGUAUAUUUAUGGUUUAUUUCAUUAUAUUUGCAAGUUUAAAAGAUUUUAAGUUUGCCAAAAUUGUGGUUACACCAUUUCAUUUCUUAAAAAGGGGGACAAAUAGAAAAACAGCUUUAGAAGUACGAUUUGGAAACGUUCUCCAUAGUCAAAGAAUGCACUGCUAUAUUUAACUAAUUGAAGUGUAUAAACAUACAUGCUGUGUGCUAGAUGUUAUGCCUUUACUGCCUGUGUUCUGUUUGUCUUGUUAAAUGAAAAUCUUUUAAUUAUUUAAUCUAAUCACAGUCUUGUUUUUUCAAACCACUCUGUGAACCCCUGAGACAUGGAGCCGCUUCCGUAGCGAGGCCUCGGCCCGUUCGAGGGUCCAACAACUAGCCGGGAACGGAAGCGACGUCCUCGGUCCGAUAAGCUCGCAAGAUGCUUUCCUGUUUACGCUGAUGGGUCGAUUUACACACACACACAGACACACACACAAAAAAAAGAGGAAACAUUAAGGGUUACGAUUCUGAAUAAGCAUUGCAUUACUGAGAUCAACUGUAUCAAUUUUCCGUAUCAAUUUGUGCUACUGAAUCGAAGGCAUUGUUUAGUGCCAUUAGCUCAAAAAGCUGCAGGAAGGUUUUCUUGGGGGGGUCUUUGUGGUAGUAAAGGGGCGAGUGGUCCUUCUGUUUCUCAACCAACUGUAUUUUGUGUCUAUUUAUUUAGAAGAGGGGACGCAGUAACUUAGUGAUGUUUUUCUUACAUUUUCCUGGAAUGGUAGAACAAAUCAAAAAGGUGAAAAAUGAUCAAAACAGUUCCGCCGGCGGCACCAACGUCGGCGGAAAGGAAACACAAAAUCUCAUACUUCCAGACACGACCAAAUGAACAAUGUCGAAAUUUAACAAAGAAAAAAAAAGAAACCUUUCAGUUUAGACUAGGAUAUUUAUUACUGGGAUUUCAGCUGAAGAGGCUUGAAGACUUUUUCAUGGAAUUGUUUAAUUAUUUGUACUUUACAUGCCAGAAAAAAAUAAAAUAAAAGUUACAAAUA
This is a messenger RNA of Mugil cephalus (flathead mullet), 7060 nucleotides long. RefSeq names its product ELAV like neuron-specific RNA binding protein 3 (gene elavl3). Gene Ontology annotation, molecular function: RNA binding. The coding region runs from base 619 to 1776 and encodes 385 amino acids. The transcript is spliced from 8 exons. Gene Ontology annotation, cellular component: ribonucleoprotein complex. The record is from RefSeq and is a predicted model, not a curated record. Lineage: Eukaryota; Metazoa; Chordata; Actinopteri; Mugiliformes; Mugilidae.